This is a messenger RNA of Exophiala xenobiotica, 2952 nucleotides long. RefSeq lists its product as uncharacterized. Gene Ontology annotation, biological process: nucleoside triphosphate metabolic process. The coding region runs from base 178 to 2238 and encodes 686 amino acids. NCBI's taxonomy places the organism in Eukaryota, Fungi, Ascomycota, Eurotiomycetes, Chaetothyriales, Herpotrichiellaceae. The transcript has a single exon. The record is from RefSeq and is a predicted model, not a curated record. Gene Ontology annotation, molecular function: nucleoside triphosphate diphosphatase activity; ribonucleoside triphosphate phosphatase activity.
UUUGAUGAUCCGCGAUAAUUUGGCAAGGGAUAUCUCCUAUGUUGAUCUACCUCAUCCUAUUAUCACUACGAUAUCGUUCAUGCAAUCCUUUCUUUCAAUCGUGAUCAUGGCUUGGUAGUGUCUUGACUAAACCAGUGUUCUCAGAUAGGACCAAACCGUCUCAUCCAUCCUGCCAGAAUGGCCCGCGACCGGGACGGCCUCCUCUCCGAGAAGCACUAUGACAAUGACGCACCUGUUGUUCCCUCCGAUGCCGACUCCGAGUCAGAAAGCGAAAUUGAGGCAACGAGCCUUGACACUGUCCAAGAUACGGACAGAAAUAUCUUAAAUGAGACAGAAGAGCAUGAACAACUACUACGCAAACCUGGCAGACUGGAGGCUGCCAGGGGAGCCUUGGGGCUGCGAGAAAGCAGAAACAAGCGCCGAAAGGACAAGUCAAGAAUAUCCAAGAGAGGUGGCAAAGAGGAGUCAGACAUGAUGUUUGAGAUGGAAAGCGGUUUCAAGGACACAAGCUCGCAAUCAUCUACAGAUACCGAGACUGAGGGAACGAGAUGGGAUAGAAGUGCGCCCGCGAAAUCGCAUCGAGGCCGUCUCACUCUGAUAUACCUCGCUAUCGUCGCGCUGUUCGUGUCUCUGGUCUUUGGUGCAUACAAGGCCUCGCGAAGGCACGUCCUGAGUCCGACUGCCCACCGAUUACGUCCACUCUCCAAUGGUACACAUACCUUCCGUCCGACAACGAUACUCAUCUCUUUAGACGGGUUUCGCGCCGAUUUCCUCAACCGCGGCUUGACACCAGCCCUCAAUGCCUUCAUCGCUAGCGGCGUGUCGCCGAAAUACAUGCUUCCAUCGUUCCCUUCCGUCACUUUCCCUAAUCACUUCACACUCGUGACAGGCCUGUAUCCUGAAAGCCAUGGCAUUGUCAGUAACCAAUUCUGGGACCCGGAUUACCAAGAGGAGUUUUACUAUACAAACAUUGGAGUAUCGAUGCAACCGAAAUGGUGGACUGCCGAGCCGCUAUGGGUGACUGCCGAGCAUCAGGCUGUACGAUCCGCCAUACACAUGUGGCCUGGAUCUGAAGCACAUAUCCCGGACGUCGAGCCGACAUAUAUCGACAAGUACAAUGGAUCCGAAGCACUUACGCGGAAAGUCGACCGAAUACUAGGGUGGCUGGAUUUGCCAGGCGAUGACGACGUUGAACAAGCGGACGAGAGAAGACCUCAAUUCAUUGCAGCAUACGUUCCAAAUGUUGAUUCGGAUGGUCACAAAUACGGACCCAACAGCACCGAGAUCAGAGCAACCAUCGCCGACGUGGACAGCAUGUUCAUCGAGCUCGUGGAGGGCUUAUAUGCACGCAACUUGUCUGAGAUCAUCAACCUCGUGGUUGUGUCAGAUCAUGGCAUGGCAACAACCUCGAAUCAUCGUCUCAUUCAACUCGAUAAUCUGAUUGACAUGUCACUGGUCGACCACAUUGACGGAUGGCCACUGCGAGGUCUGCGUUUGAAGAACCCAGAUCGCGACGUCCCAAUUCUCUACGAGCAGCUGUCGAAAGAAGCCUCGAAAGCAGGCAGCUUCGAUGUCUACACUCUCGAUACGAUGCCUGAACGCUAUCACUUCUCCAACAACGACAGAAUAGCUCCGCUGUGGAUCGUCCCAAAGACCGGUUGGGCCGUGGUUGAGAAGUCGGAUUUUGACGUAGCCGAAGCACUUGCUACCGGUAAAGAGUACGAGCCGAAGGGUUUACAUGGCUACGACCACGAGCAUCCCCUGAUGCGAGCGAUUUUUGUGGCUCGAGGCCCUGCUUUCCCACAUGAACCCAACAGUAGACUUGCACCCUUCCAGAAUACUGAGGUGUACAACAUUGUUUGUGACUCACUAGGGGUUGUGCCUCAUCCAAACAACGGAACCUUACGGCUUCCGCUUAAGACACAGGGUCUGCACAGUGACGCCGAUGCGCCAGCGCUAGGCACUCCUGCAGAUCCGGUUGACGAGGACAAACAAGAAGACGAGUUAAAGCCGGAAGGUCCACAAGAUGACACUUCACCUGAUGUCAAUGAUGCGACAGAACCUGAAAAGCCCGGUGAGCCAGAAAAUGAUGCCGACGACCCCGACGACCCCGACAAGUCAAAGAGUAACUGGUGGAAAUUCCUCCACGACGGACUCGAAAAGGCCAAAGAGUGGGCCAAGGAGUUUGUCGAGUCGAUCAAAGGGAACAAGAAGGGCGAAGGUGAUCCUCCUGUGUGAACUUGGAAUGGUGGAAGACAUGAUCGUUUCGAAAACACCAGCAUUCCAUACACUCACAUCUGCUUGAUAUCGAGCAACGAGUGACUGUAGGCAGCAACGUCUCGAGACAUCGUUGAGCCAGGGAUAAUGAUUCCUUCUUUUGCCCCACAACCACGAAGACUGUCCUCCAUGUCGGUCAAAACUCUCGCCAGGGCAGCAGUGCACCUCCUACUUCGCGCCCUGUAGGGCAGAAAAGCACCCGACAGGACGGCACAUCGAACCGUUUGCUCAAUUGACCCCUUUCUCACAUUCCUAGCUUCGGGCUGGUUAGGCGGCUACAUGGUCACGUUCGAGGCUUUUUUGUGGUCAUUUGACGGCAUCGCGUGACAAGAAAGGCACGGGAGCCAGAAGUGAUUGAUAGGGCUGGUCGUGAGUUUUAAACAUGAAGUUGAGGGCGCGGACAGUUCAGCGCGUCCGGAAGAGAUCCGCCUCGUAAGGAAGAUAAGACAUCAGCGAUGCAGCGAACAUUGCAUUAGAUCAAGCCGCGCGGAGUUGGAAGCUCACAGUGAGAGGAUGUGCAGGAUUCAAGGCUUUGAUAUCCAUGCUAGUAUGUUUAGAUAUUGGCGGCGCAGGUCAUGGCGUGGACUACGACGUCUUGAUGAUGCGGCCACCCACUGCGUAACUGUUGAAUGUCGAGAAGCAGGCGUCCAAAGGGGCAGCCCGCGUUUCCAUCGC